UUUACUAUGCCUCAAAGUGUAAAAUACGUUCACUCCAAGAUUUUAAAACCAGUGUGCUUCUUUCCAUGCAAAUCCCCACUGUUUUCAAAGUGACCAUGUUCAUUGUUUACCCCCUUCUUGAUUUCUUGGUAUAAAUACUUUGUUUCCUUUUAACAUUUUUCCAUCAGGGUCCAGCUCCAAUUGAGCUUUUUUCCCCUUUUUACUCUCUUCUCAAUCUCCCAAAACUAAAAGUUAUCAACUUUACUACUAGUAAGAAAUUAUGGCUGAUCAACAAGUAAAGCAAGUAUCAUCAUACAGGAAUGGAUCAUCAAAGAAGAAGAACAACAUUUCAAGAAAGUGUGCUUCCUUGAUUAAAGAACAAAGAGCCCGGAUUUACAUUCUCCGUAGAUGUGCCACUAUGCUUCUCUGUUGGUAUAUUCAAGGGGAUGAAUGAGUUCAUCCAUCAUCAAUCCCCAAAUCAACUACCACUACUUCUUCAAUUAAACGUACAACCCCUACUCUACAUAGUCUACCUUGUAUCCGUAUGUGCUUUCCCCUUUUUGGCUCCACCCAUCAUUUCCACGUGCUUGAUCAUGAAAAAGAAUCGGGACGUGUUGAAGAUAUAAUUAAGUAAAUAAAUGUGUACUCUCUCGAGAUAGUCACACACUUCAACACGGCUACCUACUCAGGCACUUGGUCGUAUUGCUCCUGUUUGUCUUCCAUAGUUUCUUAGAAGUCCCUAGUUACUCUUGUCAUUUUGAUCGUGUACCACUUCACAUUUUUUACCCAAACUCUAUUGGGUUUUUUUGGUCCAUGAACAAAUUACAGGGGAGAUGGUCACUUUGAAACAGAGGUUUUUGGACAAACAGGGGACAAAAAUUGGAUGGGGAAGCUGAUAAGAGGGCAUUUCCAAGCAUAUGGUGGACACAAAGUUGUUCUAUAUAAUCUGAAAGCCUAUUUUGAUGUAACAAGUGUAAUGCAAUCCACCUGACUUUUCUAGUAUGUUUAAUUUGGAGCAAAUAAAUAUCGACAAUUGAAUAGUAAUUCAAUAAGUGUAACACAUCCAUAGUGAUGUGCUAGCAUGUUUACUACUAGUAAUAAGGAGGGCCGCGAUGGCAGCCCUUAAUGGAAUAAAAGGAAGGGAUUGUAUGUUUAGCCGUCUUUUGUGUGAUGAUAUUGUAAUUCAAUAUUACUUUUUUUGUUA
Messenger RNA from Solanum lycopersicum (tomato), 1183 nucleotides. RefSeq names its product small polypeptide DEVIL 22. Gene Ontology annotation, biological process: negative regulation of cell population proliferation. The record is from RefSeq and is a predicted model, not a curated record. Lineage: Eukaryota; Viridiplantae; Streptophyta; Magnoliopsida; Solanales; Solanaceae.